Messenger RNA from Ochlerotatus camptorhynchus, 1241 nucleotides. It is a transcript of the gene RpS6, whose product is annotated as ribosomal protein S6. Gene Ontology annotation, molecular function: structural constituent of chromatin; DNA binding; structural constituent of ribosome. NCBI's taxonomy places the organism in Eukaryota, Metazoa, Arthropoda, Insecta, Diptera, Culicidae. Bases 113 to 1168 code for a protein of 351 amino acids. Gene Ontology annotation, biological process: translation; nucleosome assembly. The record is from RefSeq and is a predicted model, not a curated record. Gene Ontology annotation, cellular component: ribosome; nucleosome. The transcript is spliced from 3 exons.
CGGAAAACGGAAGUUGACUGGUACCUGAUUCGCUCUAGUACUACCUUCAGCGCAGCGCUUGAAUUUGACAGCCUUUUUACUCUCGGCGAGUGUAUGGAAAUAGACGUGUAAGAUGAAGUUGAACGUAUCGUUUCCCGCUACCGGGGCCCAGAAGACCUUCGAGGUCAUGGACGACCACAAGCUGCGUCACUUCUACGAGAAGCGUAUGGGAGCCGAAAUCACCGCUGAUCAUCUCGGUGACGAAUGGAAGGGCUACGUUUUCAAGAUUGCCGGCGGAAACGACAAGCAGGGUUUCCCCAUGAAGCAGGGCGUCCUAACCAACACCCGUGUCCGUCUGCUGCUGAAGAAGGGUCACUCUUGCUACCGCCCACGUCGUACCGGUGAGCGCAAGCGUAAAUCGGUCCGUGGUUGCAUCGUUGACCAGAACUUGUCGGCGCUGGCGCUGAUCGUCAUCAGGAAGGGAGAGAAGGACAUUCCCGGAUUGACCGACACCAUCGUUCCUCGUCGCCUGGGACCGAAGCGUGCCAGCAAUAUCCGCAAGCUGUACAACUUGACCAAGGAAGACGAUGUCCGUCAGUUUGUUGUCAAGCGUCCGCUGCCGGAGAAGGAUGGCAAGAAGGCCAAGACCAAGGCACCGAAGAUUCAGCGUCUGAUCACUCCAGUGGUUCUGCAGCGCAAGAGGCACCGUCUGGCAAUCAAGAAGCACCGCGUCGAGUCCCGCAAGGAAGCCGAAGCCGAGUACAUGAAGAUCUUGCACCUGCGCCGUCGUCAGGAGCGUAUCCGUCGUCGGUCCCGCCUGUCGUCGAUGCGUGACUCGCGCAGCUCGGUCGGUGAGGAACGCGACAAGGAGAAGGAGAAGGUCGCCGCCAAGGUUGCCAAGAAGGUCGCCAAAAAGGAGGCCAAGAAGGAAGUGAAGAAGGUCACUGAUGCCGCCAAGAAGGCUGACGCCAAGAAGUCGGACAAGAAGACCGAUUCCAAGAAGUCUGACGCCAAGAAGGCCGAUGGCGGAAAGAAGACCGCCGGAGACAAGAAGGAAAAGAAGGAAAAGAAGGUCGAGAAGAAGGCAACCUCCACCGCCGGCAAGAAGGAAGCGCCCAAGAGGAAACCAGAAGCCGCCAAGGGUGAAGCCAGUGCGGCCAAGAAGGAAAAGAAGCAGAAGAAGAAGUAAAUAACUCUCCUGGCGCUUUUUUUUGUAAUUUAAUCUUAAUGAUAACCACAAAAAAUACAGAGUUAAGAAACUA